This is a messenger RNA of Selaginella moellendorffii, 1002 nucleotides long. RefSeq lists its product as uncharacterized. Lineage: Eukaryota; Viridiplantae; Streptophyta; Lycopodiopsida; Selaginellales; Selaginellaceae. The record is from RefSeq and is a predicted model, not a curated record. The transcript has 6 exons. The coding region runs from base 4 to 801 and encodes 265 amino acids.
GGGAUGAUCCGAGCUGCCGUGACGAUGAUUGCCAGGAGAAUGGCAUGGCCGUCCGGCGCGGGGAGAUUCUCUGGAGUAAGCAUUGGCAGCGCUUGCGCUCGCAGUGUAAACGUCGCUUUGGCACGAAGAAGCUCUCAACAGGCGAUCACCGUUAGCUCAGAGGAAGUCUGGAAAUUCUGGCAAUUCGGUGGCCUCUCGCUGGAUGCUAUCGCUGAGAAAAUCAAGUCUCCCAGAGGGAUUGUCGUGGACCACCUUGUGGCAGCGAUUGAUGGUGGAAAGCCAGUAGACUGGAUAGCGCUGUGCAAAGAAGUCAAUCUCAAUCUCAGUGCCGCAAACGAGGUGUCCAAGUAUUUGCCAAGGACUCGCCAGAUUAGAACAGGCGUCUAUCUCGAUAAGAUCUCAAGUUCCUGCUCCAAGGUGACGAGAGAACAGCUCCAGCUAUGCAGUACUAUGCUCGAUCGCGGCUUCUCGUUUGACGAUAUAAGAGCGGUGGCAGCUGCGGAGACUGGCUACUCCGCCAACGAGCUCGAAACACUCCGUGCUGUGUCGGCCGAGCUCCAAAAGUCGCGGAAGAUCAAGAAAGAGUUCUUCAGAGUUUCGCAAGGCAAGGUGGUGUUACUGGAUCAAGGCCUCAUGGAUCUUCUUCGAGAUAGAGACGGGGCAUCGCUUCUGGAGAUUGCUGCCUUCUUCUCGGAUUGCGAUCAAAAGCAGCUUGUGGAUCUUCUAUACGAGCUUGAGAAGGCUGGAACCAUAUGCUCGACCAAUGGAAAGUAUAGAGAAGUCCAUAUGCCAAUCUUCUAAGGCCCAGUUGCUAGCAGCGGAUCGAGAAUGUUGGCCCACUCGUCGAUUCCCCAGCUCGCAUCUACAUUGCUGAGAGGAACACCAUUGACGAAAAACACCGGUGUGCCUGUCACGCCUCUCGAGCAUCCAUACUGCGUGAAAGGUACGCGAAGACUUUAGUUUUCUUGCCAUGACAAUCAAAGCUUCUUGUCUACCUUGAAA